CUUCCCUUUGUAUAGAAAACGACCUUAAUACUAAACAAGUAAAGGCUGAAAUGCUCGUAAGCUUUACUUAUGGCCUGGGCCUAAGGGGAGGCAGGCACAAGAGAAAUGUGUGCAAAAAAGACGACAAGGGCAAAAUCAAAAGGAAUCAAAGUCGAAUUUGUGCAAUUUCCAAAGAUAAAUUAGAUUAAUCAAAAUGGGUCUCUCUAAUUUAGAUGCAACUAUCAUCACGAUACGAUGGAGGGGCAACAUAUCAGUCUGUGUUAUGACAAAUGGCACGCAAAUUUUGGACCGUUGGGUUGGCAAAAGCAAUCCCAAUGCCGAUGGCAUGAGACCAAAAUGGAGUGGCAGAUUACCCACUCUUACAUUUAUUCAUUACCACCAACAACAGCGAUGCAUGCAUAAAUUUAUUUAGAGAACGGUCGAUUUUUUGUUUUUUGUUGUUUUACUUUUUUUUUUCGAUUUUUAGAGGUGGGUUGUUUAGAGAAAUUUAUGGAGUGUUGAAAGGAGGGACUUACGAGGAACAGGAAUGGAUAAGGAACAAGGCAAGAAAAAUGGCAAUGGUGUGAAGUUGAAGAAGAGGGAGCAUGAAGAAUCUGCUGUAAUGGAGGACUGGGGAGAUGGAAAUGGGAUAGAGUUUGAGUUUCUCAAGGAUGAAGAUCUGGACAAGGUUUCGGAAUUCAAAAAAGGAAAUGGGUUUAUUGAGAUGAGAUGUGGGUGUACAUGUAUUAAGUACGGAGAUGCGGUUGGCAGGUUAAGAAUUUAUCAGGAAGGAGAUUUUAAGGUGCUUUGUGAAUGCGCGCCUGGUUGCGACGCAGGUGAAUUGAGUCCAUCUGCAUUUGAAAGGCAUGCUGGGCGUGAAAAUGCAAGGAAGUGGAAAAACAAUAUCUGGAUUAUUAUUGAUGGUGAGAAAGUUCCUUUGUCAAAAACAAUGUUCCUCAAAUAUUACAGUAAGGUAUCAAGGAAUGGCAGAGGUAACCAGAAGGGUCACAACAAACAAUCUUGUCACCGUGAUGAAUUUAUCCAUUGCAGUAAGUGUAACAAAGACCGGAGAUUUAAGCUGAGAAACAAAGAAGAAUGCCGUAUUUAUCAUGAUGCCUGUAGAAACCUGAAUUGGGAGUGUGCAGAUCUACCUUAUGACAAAAUUACUUGCAAAGAAGAGGAAGAGAGAGUGAGCCGCAAAUCACACAGAGGAUGUCCUAAUUCUGCAGCUUGUGAAGGAUGCACUUCUUGCGUGUGCUUUGGUUGCAGCAUGUGUCGCUUUUCUGAUUGCACUUGUCAGAUUUGUGUUGAUUUCACAUCAAAUGCCAAAGCAUAAUGGAUUAUUCUUUCGUUUCUUUUUCUUAUUAAUUUGCAGAUUGACGUGGCCACAAUGCUAACCAAUUUACUUGUUGCCAAGCUUCGAUUAAGUGAUUUUUGCAGAGUUCAGUACUAGGAAAAGUUUCAUUCAUCAAGAAAAAUGCCAAUCCUGGAUGGUUCAUCAAAUGCAGAAUGUACAUGGGACAACACUUCCAUAAGAAACAAAGCUUAUGGAUUUCAAUAUAGAAUGUAUUGAAAAGGGCAUCCAUUUUUAUCACCUACAAAGUAUACAUGGAAUUCUAAUUUGCUUCUCUCCUUCAAUUACAGUAAGGAUCCAACAAGAGGAUAUGGCUAGCUUUUAAUUGAUUAAUAAACUUAUGUUUGGCAAAUGUCUAAAGUUGCCUUGCCAACAAUAUUGGUUGCGUUAUUUAUGGUGUAGGUCGACCAUUUAUUUGAGAUCCCUAUGCUGUGAUAGCCACACAAAUACUGCACUGUUCUCAUAACUUAUUGUCACUGAAUCAUAAUUAAAAUAAUUGAGGGUUUUAAAUUGUGAUUUA
Messenger RNA from Cryptomeria japonica (Japanese cedar), 1853 nucleotides. Its product is annotated as protein ULTRAPETALA 1. Bases 527 to 1315 code for a protein of 262 amino acids. The transcript has 3 exons. The record is from RefSeq and is a predicted model, not a curated record. NCBI's taxonomy places the organism in Eukaryota, Viridiplantae, Streptophyta, Pinopsida, Cupressales, Cupressaceae. Gene Ontology annotation, cellular component: nucleus; cytosol.